Molecule: messenger RNA, 2367 nt
Organism: Pieris macdunnoughi
Lineage: Eukaryota; Metazoa; Arthropoda; Insecta; Lepidoptera; Pieridae
Source: the annotation of a GenBank genome assembly
AUGUUACCACAGAAAAGACUAGCGUAUAUUCGGAAAUGUAUAGCAACACACGGUGAGACAUCGAAUAACAGUCAAUAUAAUUUGAACCCAUCUGAAAAUCUUGAUACUAGCUUGGAUGAACAAGGCCCUGGCUACAUUGAAUGCUUAGAAAAUGUUGAUAUAGCAUGUGAAUCAGUUCCAAAUGCUAACGUACAAACCAAUUUGUUUCAUAAAGAUAUAAAUGCAUCAGAUCAUAGAAUUGAGACAGCCAGUGCUAUUGACAAUGUUAGUUAUUGUUUCGAAAAUGAUGCUAAUAAUACUGAUAUUAAUGACAUAAUAUCUAACACUGAAGAUCUAAGUAAAGCCGAUAAAAGUUAUGAGUCCGAUUUCGAUUCAGAUGACAGCGUUAAAGAUCCGAACUAUAGACAUAGACCACCGUCAAGAUCAUCAACGGAUUCAUCUUCCAGCUCCAGUAGUUCAUCAUCGUCAGCUUCAAGUGCACGUUCACAUUCCUCCCACAGCGAAAAUAUUCCACCCGCAUUACACUCCUCUAACAGCGAAAUCAUUCCACCUACAUUACACUUCUCUGGCAACGAAAACAUUCCACUUGCAAACUCUCAGCUUGAAAACUUAGAUUCUAACAAAAAACUCACACGAAAACGACAACGAAAUGUUAGCAGCUGGAAGUCAGAAGUCGCGAAACGUUUAAGAAACACAGGUCACAGCUACACAUCAAAAAAACUAAAGAAAGUCAUUCCAGCCAGAAAAGUAGGGCCACCAUGUGGUGAGAAGUGUCGCCUAAAAUGUUCUGCUAAUGUAUCAGAAGAAGAAAGAAAAAAUAUAUUUGAUGAAUAUUACAAUUUGGGCAACAUCACGAUGCAGAGACAAUACAUCAUUAACAGCACUACUAUGAUUAAUCCGAAAUAUAAAUACACGAAUGCGGCAAAUCCUAGGCAAAACAACAAUGCAUUUUAUUUUUCUGUUCAAAAUAGUAAAGUACGUGUUUGUAAAACAUUUUUUAAAUCCACACUUGCCUUAAAUGACCGCGUGAUAAGGACCGCGUUUGAAAAGCGAAUACCCUCUUUGAAUAAUGUUGUAGCUGUAGAUGGCAGAGGGAAGCAUGCAAAUCAUGCAAAAAUACCGGAUAUUAUUAAAUUCGAAAUAAGAGAGCACAUACAAUCUAUUCCGACUAUGGAUAGUCAUUACUGUCGCAGUAAUACUAAUAAGCUUUAUAUUGAUGGCAGUAAAACAUUGACUGAUCUACACAAAGAUUACGUUAAGUUAUGUCAGACUGAACAUAAGCCUUAUGGUAAUUAUGUUAUGUAUAGCCAUAUAUUCAAUAAUGAGUUUAAUAUAGCCUUUUAUUCACCUAAAAAAGACAGAUGUGACACUUGUGAGGCAUUCAUGAAUGCUACCGGUGAUGAAAAACAACGACUUCGAGUUGAGUAUGAUACACAUUUAAUAGAAAAAGAUCUAUCGAGAGCCGAGAAGGAGCAAGACAAAUUGAAAGGCAGCAGUGUGGUAGUUGCUGUCUAUGACUUACAAGCAACAAUGCCUUGUCCAAGAGGGGAUGUAAGUAACUUUUAUUACAUCUCCAAAUUAAAUGUCUUAAAUUUUACAAUAACUGAUUUGAAGACAAGAGAUGUUUAUUGUAAUGUAUGGCAUGAAGGGCAUGGCAAUCGUGGUGUGAAUGAGAUUGCAAGUUGCGUGUGGAAUUAUCUUAACCAAAUAGACACUAAGGCUGAGCGAUCCAUUGAUGUAAUAUUCUACAGUGACAAUUGCUGCGGGCAGCAGAAAAACCGUUAUAUGAUUUCAAUGUACAUCUUAGCAAUAUGUAAAUUUCGAAAUAUUAGUUCCAUUACCCACAAAUUCCUAAUUAAGGGGCAUACCCAAAAUGAGGGUGACAAUUGCCAUUCUCUGGUUGAAAGAAAAAUUAAAAAGUCCCUUCGUUCAAGUGCGAUAUAUUCACCUGCUCAGUAUUUUACUUUAAUUAGAACUGCCAAAUCUAACGGAAAGCCAUUUGCAGUUAAUGAAUUGACUUACGAUAGCUUUUACGAUUUUAAAGAAGUAUCACCAAAGAUUGGAAAAAACUUUUCCAAAAAUAUUCAAAAUGAAACCGUAAAAAUGAAUGAUAUUAGGGUAAUUUAUGUGUCUAAAUCAGAUCCUGGAUUUUUUUUUUAUAAAACUUCUUACUCUGAUACCGCCUAUAAGCAAAUAAAAGUAUCAGGGUCCACUCGAAGCACUCAACAUGACUUGAUGACACUUAAUUUACCUGCAGCCUAUUCAGAGAGGAUUAAAAUUUCAAGUAAAAAGAAACAGGGGCUGAUGAAAUUAGUUGAAAAAAACAUAAUUCCUAAAUACUAUGAAGAUUUUUAUCAAAACUUAUAA